This is a messenger RNA of Strongyloides ratti, 1134 nucleotides long. RefSeq names its product Hepatocyte growth factor-regulated tyrosine kinase substrate. Bases 1 to 1134 code for a protein of 377 amino acids. The record is from RefSeq and is a predicted model, not a curated record. The transcript has 3 exons. NCBI's taxonomy places the organism in Eukaryota, Metazoa, Nematoda, Chromadorea, Rhabditida, Strongyloididae.
AUGGAUAAUAAUCACAUACCCAGAGGUGGAUCAUCAGAUGUAUUUUAUCCUGGAUUGGGAAAUUUAAUAAAUGACCAAUAUACUAUACCACAUGCAACAGCUCCUCCAUGUAGUGAAUUUUCAUAUAAUUCAACAAGUGAAUUUGGUGAUAGAAAAGUUUCUGAUGAAGAAACAGAAAAAAAAUGGCCUAUAAUUUCAGAUGAAGAGAAAAGAAAAGAAUUUAAUGAUUUCGUUGCUGGUUUACGUGAUCAGAUUAAUGCAUUUAUUAAUCGUUUAAUGACUGCAAAAAAUAGAAAUCGUUCAGUUACUGCUGAUCCUACAAUACAAAAAUUAUUUUUACAAAUUUCUGAAUCCCUUACUGAACUAUUAAACAGAAAAGAUAAAUUAGAAGCUGACAGAGAAUAUUACGAGGAUCAUCAAGAUAAAAUUUCACUUAUUUAUGAAGCUAGACAAGCUAUUAAUUCACUUAGAGAUGAACAUAGACGUGAAGAAGCUGCUAAAAGGCAAGUUGAACAUAUGCGAAGACAACAACGUAUGACUUCUAAGUUGGUUGAGUUACGUAAACAAAAGGAAUCAUUUGUUCACCAACAUAGACAAGCUGCUUUACAACGUUUCCAAGAAACUUCAGGUAGUAAUAGAAAUAGUUUUCAUCAACAACAACAACCUGGAUUGUAUCAACAACAACCACCAUAUCCUCAAAUGGGACCUAUUCCAGGACAGCAAGUACCUUAUAAUGUUGUUCCUUCUCAACAACAACCUUUAGGACAAAAACCACAACAACACUAUCCUCAAGUUCAAUCUAAUGAAGGAAUACCAAACUAUGGUCAACAAAAUUUUCAACAACCUCAACAUGGGGGUCAAAUUCCAUAUUAUAAUAGUCAAUAUUCUCAAUACGGUAACAUGCCUCAACAACUAUAUAAUCAUCAUCAACAAAUGCCAACUCAAUACAAUCAGUAUGGCACUCAACAAUCAAAUGGAUCUCAAAUGCAAGUUCCAUACAACAAUCCUUCAAUAACGACUCAACAACAACAACAACCAUAUGUUCCACAUCAACAACAACAUCCUGAUCCACAAACUCAUGGAACUGUUCCUGAUAAUAGUUCAAAUUCUUCAAAGCCAUCUGAACCCUCUUGA